AUGGAACGAGCAUGGUUGCUGCUCCUGCUGACUAUAAAGUCGCUCUCAGUGACCGCACAAUUCAAUGGAUACAACUGUGAUGCCAACCUACACAGUAGGUUUCCUGCGGAAAGAGAUAUCAGUGUCUACUGUGGAGUACAGGCAAUUACUAUGAAGAUUAACUUUUGCACUGUCCUUUUUUCUGGUUAUUCUGAAACCGAUUUGGCAUUAAAUGGGAAACAUGGGGACUCUCAUUGCAGAGGAUUUAUAAACAACAACACAUUUCCAGCAGUGGUCAUAUUCAUCAUCAAUCUUAGCACUUUGGAAGCCUGUGGAAACUCUUUGAUGGUGACCUCAGUUCCAGGAAUUAAUGCAUAUGGCAAUAUAUCUACAGUUCAGAUAGGUAAUGUUUCAGGAUAUAUAGACACCCCAGACCCACCAACGAUCAUCAGCUAUUUACCAGGACUUCUGUAUAAAUUUAGUUGUAGCUAUCCUUUGGAAUACCUAGUCAACAAUACACAACUUGCUUCGUCAGCAGCUGCUAUAUCUGUAAGAGAGAACAAUGGUACAUUUAUUAGCACUUUGAAUUUGCUCCUUUACAAUGACUCUACAUACAGCCAACAGCUGAUUAUCCCUACUACAGGUUUACCUUUGAAAACAAAAGUUUUUGCAGCUGUGAGAGCAACAAACCUGGAUGGAAGAUGGAAUGUUUUGAUGGACUACUGCUAUACUACUCCAUCUGGAAAUCCAAAUGAUGAUCUGCGAUAUGAUCUCUUCUUUAGCUGUGACAAGGACCCUCAGACGACUAUAAUUGAAAAUGGCAGGAGUCAGAUGGGCCGGUUUUCUUUUGAAGUGUUCCGCUUCGUGAAGCACAAGAACCAGAAAAUGUCCACCGUUUUUCUUCAUUGUGUGACAAAGCUGUGCAGAGCUGAUGACUGCCCCUUUCUUGCUCCUAUAUGCAGUUACAGAAAAAGAAGAGAUGUGGCAAAGAGAACCACUUGGAGCCCUCAGAGCACUUCUGGAAGUGCUGUAAUCACUGCUGGCCCCAUCAUUACCAGGACCGAUGAGACCCCAACCAACAAUUCACAACUCGGCAAUCCAAACGGGUCCACUUUUCAACUGAACUCAGUCACCAGCGCAUUGAUUUCAGGAAUAGUAAUUCUAGGAAUUAUGAGCACCAUUUUUUUCAUAUUCUCCCUCCUCCUGCUCCAUAGAAAGUGGCCCAGCAAUAGUCCAGUUUUGAGCGGUGUACGAAACCCAGUUUUUAACUAGAAGGAACAAAUCAUUUGGACUUUCUCUGUGGGACUGCCAUGAAAUAUGUUUCCUUCCUGUGUCACCACGGCAGCAUUCUGCCACUUUCAGAUUCCAGCUAUUCUUACCGGUAGCCUUAUAAAUGCUAUUGUAUAGAUGAUACUAAACAGUAAAGAUAAUGCUUGUUCUUUUUCAAUUAUGAAUGUAAGUAUGUCAACAAUCAAGCUAUUUGAGAUGUUGCCAAU
Messenger RNA from Elgaria multicarinata webbii, 1475 nucleotides. RefSeq names its product zona pellucida like domain containing 1 (gene ZPLD1). The transcript is spliced from 10 exons. NCBI's taxonomy places the organism in Eukaryota, Metazoa, Chordata, Lepidosauria, Squamata, Anguidae. Gene Ontology annotation, cellular component: cell surface. Bases 1 to 1251 code for a protein of 416 amino acids. The record is from RefSeq and is a predicted model, not a curated record.